AUGGAUCCCUCCAACCGCGACAUCCAACAGGGCAAAGUUUCCCGCGACGACCCACAGUACCUCAACUUCCCCAACUCCAAACCCGGCUCGGGCCUCAACAAGUUCAGCUCGACGCUGACGCGCGAACAUGACUUCCCCGCCGCCCAGGCCAUGCUGUACGCCGCCGGCGUCCCCAACGAGCACCAGCUGAAGAACUACCCGCAGGUCGGCGUGGCCAGCGUGUGGUGGGAGGGCAACCCGUGCAACAUGCACCUGCUCGACAUCGGCAAGGCCGUCAAGGCCGCGGUGCAGAAGCAGGAGAUGCUGGCGUGGCAGUACAACACCAUUGGCGUGUCGGACGGCAUCACCAUGGGCGGCGAGGGCAUGCGCUUUAGCUUGCAGAGUCGCGAGAUCAUCGCCGAUUCUAUCGAGACGGUGACUUGUGCGCAGUUUCACGAUGCCUGCAUUACCAUUGCCGGUUGCGACAAGAAUAUGCCGGGUGUGGUGAUGGGCAUGGCGAGACACAAUCGUCCGAGCUUGAUGAUUUACGGCGGCUCCAUCAAACCUGGCUACUCGAAGCUCUUGGAGAAACCGAUCAAUAUUGCCACGGCAUUGGAGGCGCAUGGUGCUUAUAUCUACAACAAUCUCUCCAACCCAAACAACCCCUCUCAAGGCAAGGAGGAGCUGAUUGGCGAAAUCGAGAAGCAAUCCUGUCCUGGCCAAGGUGCUUGUGGUGGCAUGUACACUGCCAACACCAUGGCCACCGCAAUUGAAACCAUGGGUCUUUCCGUCCCGGGCUCGUCUUCCAACCCGGCCGACAGCCCGAAUAAGAUGCGAGAGGCGCAGAAGGCGGCCGAGUGCAUCAAGAUUUGCAUGGAGAAGGAUAUCAAGCCUCGGGAUUGUCUUACCAAGGCUGCAUUCGAGGAUGCGUUGGUCAUGAUGAUGGCUUUGGGCGGAUCGACGAAUGGUGUCCUCCAUCUUUUGGCCAUGGCCGGGACAGCAGGCGUGGAAUUGACAUUGGACGACUUCCAAAAAGCCAGCGACAAGAUUCCCUUCCUCGCCGAUAUGGCGCCGAGCGGGAGGUAUCUGAUGGUGGAUCUGUUCGAGGUGGGAGGUAUCCCAUCCGUGCAGAAGUUCCUGAUCGCCGCCGGCUUGAUGCACGGCAGCGGCAUCACCGUGACGGGCAAAACGCUGAAGGAGAACGUGGACAACUGGCCAUCACUGAAGCAAGACCAACUGAUUGUGCACGGCCUCGACAAUCCCAUCAAGAAGACCGGCCACAUCGAAAUCCUCUACGGCAAUCUCGCCCCCGGUGGUGCAGUGGCCAAGAUCACGGGCAAGGAGGGCAUGAGGUUCCAGGGCAAGGCGCGCGUCUUCAACAAGGAACACGAGCUCGACGACGCCCUGAACAAGGGCGAGAUUCCGCACGGCGAGAACCUCGUGCUCGUUGUCCGUUACGAAGGACCCAAGGGCGGCCCCGGCAUGCCCGAGCAGCUCAAAGCCUCAGCAGCAAUCAUGGGAGCCAAGCUGACAAACGUCGCCCUCAUCACCGACGGCAGAUACUCCGGCGCUUCGCACGGCUUCAUCGUCGGCCACAUCGUCCCCGAAGCCGCCGUCGGAGGCCCCAUUGGCAUCGUGCAAGACGGCGAUGUCAUCACCAUCGACGCCGCGAACCACGUCAUCAGCAUGGACGUCAGCGACGAGGAGAUCAAGCGCCGCCAGCAGGCGUGGAAGCCGCCGCGGAUGGAGGUGACGCGGGGCGUGUUGGCCAAGUAUGCGCGGUUGGUGGGCGAUGCGAGCCAUGGGGCGAUGACGGAUUUGUUCUAA
Neohortaea acidophila is the source of this 1806-nucleotide messenger RNA. Its product is annotated as dihydroxy-acid/6-phosphogluconate dehydratase. The record is from RefSeq and is a predicted model, not a curated record. The transcript has a single exon. Gene Ontology annotation, cellular component: mitochondrion. The coding region runs from base 1 to 1806 and encodes 601 amino acids. Gene Ontology annotation, biological process: branched-chain amino acid biosynthetic process. Gene Ontology annotation, molecular function: dihydroxy-acid dehydratase activity. Lineage: Eukaryota; Fungi; Ascomycota; Dothideomycetes; Mycosphaerellales; Teratosphaeriaceae.